Columba livia (rock pigeon) is the source of this 4416-nucleotide messenger RNA. It is a transcript of the gene MAP7, whose product is annotated as microtubule associated protein 7. Gene Ontology annotation, biological process: microtubule cytoskeleton organization. The transcript has 18 exons. Lineage: Eukaryota; Metazoa; Chordata; Aves; Columbiformes; Columbidae. The coding region runs from base 327 to 2615 and encodes 762 amino acids. The record is from RefSeq and is a predicted model, not a curated record. Gene Ontology annotation, cellular component: microtubule cytoskeleton.
AGCUGGAAGAGAGCUGCGGGGGAAAAGGUGCUGCGGCAAGGAACUCGGAGCUGUGGGCUGGGAUCUGAUUGAACAGGUUAAGACAACAACGAGCAGCAUCCAAACCAAUGUGCCUUUUGAAUUAGAGCUUUUCUUGAAGGUGGGGAAAGACUGCAAACCUUUUGCUGCCGACUGGAUAUUAGUAUUUGUCAGCUGUUUGCAUACUGAUUAUCCACAGAGGAUCUAUUACAAGUGCUCAAAUGAACAGCCAGUGUUGCAGCUAGCAGCUAAGCAAGGGCUGCAGUUUCUUACUUUUUCUUUUUUUAUAAGCAACAGACAACUGCAACAUGCCUGGUGCAGUUACUGCCCUCCGACAAGAGAGACUGAAGAAAAGUACCAGGCCAAAUCCUCUGGGUUUAUUCACCAUUAACGAAGAGGAUGAGCAGCAAAAGAAUGGGAGUUCCAAAAUACUGAAAGGAGCUGAAGGUUCUAAAAUACAAGACAAGAAAGUCACUUCAGGACAAAGUAACACCGGAACUAAGCCAGACCAUCCAACAAUACUAAGGGUUGAUGACAGGCAACGCCUUGCUAGGGAACGGAGAGAAGAACGAGAAAAACAGCUAGCUGCAAGAGAAUCCAUCUGGUUAGAAAGAGAAGAGAGAGCCCGGCAACAUUAUGAAAAACACCUAGAGGAACGCAGAAAGAAGCUAGAAGAGCAGAGAUUAAAGGAAGAGAGAAGACGCGCUGCUGUAGAAGAAAAGCGAAGGCAGAGAAUAGAAGAAGAUAAGGAACGCCAUGAAGCUGUUGUACGUCGCACAAUUGAAAGAAGCCAGAAGCCAAAACAAAAGCAAAACAGGUGGUCCUGGGGAGGAGCACUGCAUAACCGCAUUAAUAACACAGAUCCAGACAGGAGGUCUGUUUCAACAAUGAACCUUUCGAAACAUGUUGAUCCAGUCAUUAACAAGCGGCUCUCCUCCUCAUCUGCAACAUUACUAAAUUCUCCAGACAGAGCUCGCCGCCUACAGCUCAGUCCAUGGGAGAGCAGCAUCGUUAGCAGGCUUCUGACGCCCACUCACUCAUUCCUGGCCCGAAGUAAAAGCACGGCUGCAUUGUCUGGAGAUGCAGUUAUCCCCAUUUGUCCCCGUUCAGCAUCUUGCAGCCCCAUCAGUCCUCUGUCCUACAAGGCCAUGAGCUGCAGGAAUUCAGGAGACCGAGCAAAACUUUAUGCCUCUACCGAUGCUGUUGGACGCAGGAGAACAACGCAUCUUGCAGGGACUGACAAAAAGGAAAAGGAGAGAGACCAUUUGUCAUCCAGCCUCUCAGCCAACUUUAAAGGAGGUCACUUUUCUUCCAACCCCAAAGCUAGAUCACCAGCUCCCUCUCCAGUUUGGCACGCAUCCAAGUCUUUGCCUUUUUUGCCUGGCACACCCAGGCAGGUAACUUCCCCACCUGGUUCCUCCAAAGUUUCCUCUGCUCAGGCACGUCCUCCUUCCCCUGGCAACAUUCGGCCGGUCAAAAAAGAGGCCAAACCAGAGGGUGAGAAGAACAGACCAGAAAAGGAGGCUGAAAAGGCCAACGAGGAGAGGACAGAAGAGAGUAAAGGAACUUCAGCAGGUGCCAGAGAAUCUGCAAGUCAGGAAGAGCCCACUGUCCAGGCAGAGCUUGCUCAAGCCAACCCGUCCCUGCCUCCUGCUCCUCCAGCUAUUUCCUCACCCCCAGUCCCCCCAAAGACCUCUGCAGGUACAACUGACCCCGAAGAAGCAACAAGGCUGCUGACUGAGAAGAGGCGCCUUGCCCGUGAGCAGCGGGAACGGGAGGAGCAAGAAAGGAGAGAGAGAGAAGAGCUUGAAAGGCAAAAGAAGGAAGAGCUAUCACAGCGCAUAGCUGAAGAACGAGCUCGCCGAGAGGAGGAAGAAGCUCGCAGACAGGAAGCGGAGAAAAAACGAAAGGAUGCAGAGGAGGAGCGGGAGAAGGAAGAACGGCUGCGCCGACAGGCAGAAGAGAGAGAACAGAAGGAGAAAGAAGAGAUGGAGCGCAUUCAGAAACAAAAAGAAGAGGAAGCUCGCCUACGUGAGGAGGCAGAGCGGGUUCGAUUAGAACGUGAAAAGCAUUUCCAAAGAGAAGAGCAAGAGCGCUUGGAAAGGAAGAAGAGGCUUGAGGAGAUCAUGAAGAGAACUAGGCGUGUAGAAGCUGUAGAUAAGAAACCAAGUGACCAGCAAAAUGGACAUAUAUCAAAGACAAAUAUUUCUGGAGAAGCAGUCGUAACCAGUCCUGCAUCUCCCUUGGAACCCGCAGUUGGACCUCAGCUUCAGCACGCAGCACAACCUCCGCACAAUGGGAAACCCGUCACCUGCACACGCGUGAUUGUUUCGCACCAACCCACUGUAAAUGUGGACAGCAAUCAAAAUCCAGAGAAAAAUGCAAAUGAAAAUGGAAUGUCUAUGCAGAAUGAUAACUUUGAAGAGAUCAUAAACCUGCCUGUCGGUUCCAAACCAUCCCGGCUGGAUGCCAUGAACAAUGAUGGAAGCAAUAGUCCCGAAAUUCCUUUGAAUCCAAUUCUAGCCUUUGAAGAUAAGGGGACUCUUUUGCCUCAGGUAGACAGUGUUCAGACACAUCAAACAGCAGAAGUGAUCUGAUUGUUUCUCUGAAGAACCAAAGGUGAUUACGAGCAUCUCUGCAGUCAGUGGAAUUUCUUCCAUGCUAUGAAGGAGUGUUUUAUUUUUUUCUCUCCAGUUUUUUAAAGAUUUCUUGAAUAUCUUUUUUGGAAGGACUUUAGUAAAACCAGCAGAAGAAAUGAUGGGAAUAGAUUUGGAUCACCUUUCUAAUAGCUUUCAUCACUAGAAAAAUCAUGCUUCACGUGCAUUACUUAAUAUGGCUUUUUCCAACGAGCUUUUCUGUUAGUAAAUGGAUAUUCCUGCAUUCCUUAAGACACAGGACACUGGAAUCUGAAAGCAAUGGGCUGAUUUGGGUGGUGGGACUGAUUCUUUUUUUAAAAAGGUUGGUGUUGGUUUGAAUGGUAUAAUUGUAAAGUUGGCAAAGAAUCUUUUACACUUCGUGGUUCUAAUACUUGAAAAAUAAAUACCUCAUUGCUCUACAAGUAGAGUUAAUGGGGUGUUUUAUUUAAACCUGUUGGUUUAACUAUUAUUGCAGAGAACUCUAAUUAUGGGGGCAAAGUAUAGGCUUCUGUAUCAGGUUCUUGUAAAUGUAAUUCCCACAGGGACAUUCUGUAAAUUGAGACGUCACUAUGAUCUUCUCGCAUUUUCUCUAAAAACAAAAGGCAGGUUUUAAAAUGUGACGAUUUGAAAGGAUUAUUUUUUCAUGGACAAGAGGAAAACCUAUUGUUCUCCUAGAUUAUGUAUUUAUGAAUUUUGUUCAGUGCAGAAAUAAAUUGUUUAAUUGAAUAAAUUAGAAAAAUGUGGUAAAAUGAUACUGCAAACUUGAUUUUUUUAAGUUACAUCCAUGUUCACUAUACUAUAAAAGAUGUGUACGCGUAUGCGCACACACGUGCACACACACACACACACACAAGGAAAUACCUUGUUCUGAGUCCUGUAAAUUGCUGCUGUUCCCAAUGAUGGAAGAUUUUCCUUUGCCUUAUCAGACUACUGAAGACUGUGUGAAACCCGAAAUAUUUGAUUUUUGGAUGAUGAAGUAGGUUGGUUCGGGGAUUUUUCGGUUUUGCUCGUUUCAGAGCAAAUGGAAAAUGGUCACUGUUUGUGCUUUUCCUGUAGUGUGUGAUUUUUAUGAAGCAGUACAGCUUGAGUGAUAAGAGAAGCAAUGGAGGUUGCUUUCUCUUUAGUUUGAUGCUAAUUUCUACUGUCAUUGUUCCAUCCCUCACCUUUGGUUGCUAUUGGGCAGAACUGUAAAUUCUUGAACCUUUUUGUACUUUGAUAAACAAUGCUGUUGCAGGUAGAGCUCACUUGGUAUUUGAGUUUAAAGCACCAAGCAGGGCUUGAUGCAUUGCUCACUGAAACCUUGGCUAGUGGAAACGGAGGUUGGUGCUACCAGAGAAUAUACUGUGAAGAUUCCUGCACUUGCCUUUGAUGAGCACCAAGCUGGGCCUGUAGGAGGCUGUGCAGAAAGUCUGUGCCAGCGGAAGAAAUCCUCUGAGACAAAAACUGAAGAAUUUUUGAAGAAAUUGCUUUCUGCCACUGCCAAGUGUUCAUCUUAUUCAGGAGAUGGGAUAAAAUCAACAGAAAUGCAACAGAAAAGAGACUUCAUCUGCCAGAAUAUAUACGGAAGGGAAAAAACAGCCAUUCAGUCAGAAUGCUUUCCGUAGUAGCUUGUGACACAGUGAAAUGAAUUGGGUUCCUUUCUUGCUUUCUUUAGUUUUCCACGUACAUAGCCACAAUAUUUUGAAGUGUCUAAAAUAUGUAGUUUUUCUUUAAACCUAUAUAUAGCAUGUAAGUACCAAAUAAAACUUGUUUGAAAUAUUUA